AUCUUCAAAAAUAACUAAAAAUGGCUGCUUCAAUUUGGAAGUUGUGCACUUCAUCAAUUAAUCCAAAAAUAUGUUCAAAUUUGAAUGGGGCGAUAAGAUCGGGACAUCAUUUACGUGGAAAACCACCUGGAGUUGCAAGAACUUUAGACCAAAGGCUACAAGAGUUAAAUUAUAAGGAUCCAGAAUUAUACUUUAAGGUUGAUAUUGGACUUCCGCCGCCGCAAAAAUUAAGAGCCAAAGUUCUUAAAAAGCGUAUCGAAGUGGUUAAAGCCAAUAAACAAAAUGAGAAUUUAGAAAAAUUAUCUCGGAAUAAAAAAUUGUUGGUGAAUCUUGAUGAAUCAAAAAAGGAUUGGUUAGAAACUGAUGGUCCUCAACACAUAAAGGCGAUAGCGAAUCAUUUUGGAAUUUAUGACCAUUUAUUUGGGGAUGCUUAUUUUAUACCAAGAGUUCCAAUAAAUAUACUUUAUGAGAAUGAAAAUGGUCACAUCCCUGUGUAUUAUGGGAAUAAUGUAAAACCGGUAGAAGCAAUUAAUAAACCUCUGGUUAAUUUUGAAUCUGAGAAAGAUUCUUUGUGGACUUUAAUCUUAACCAAUCCAGAUGGGCAUUUAACAAAAAAAGAUUCUGAAUAUGUUCAUUGGUUUAUUGGAAAUAUUCCUGGUAAUAACAUAGAAAAAGGAGAACUUGUUUAUGAUUAUUUACAACCAUUCCCUCCAAAAGGGACUGGUUAUCACCGUUACAUUUUCAUUUUAUACAAACAAGAUAAAAAAAUCGAUUACAAAUUAUUAAAAAAAGAUGGGAAAUGUUUAGAUUUAGAACAAAGAACAUUUUCAACAUUAGAAUUUUAUCGCGAACAUCAAGAUGCUUUAACACCAGCCGGUUUAUCAUUUUUCCAAUCAGAUUGGGAUCAAAGUUUACGAAAUUUUUUUCAUAACACAUUAAAUAUUAAAGAACCCAUUUUUGAGUAUGAUUUUCCAGCGCCAUAUAUUAGGCCACAAGAAUGGUUUGCGCUUAGAAAACCGUUUAAUCUCUAUCUGGAUAAGUAUAGGGAUCAAAAACAAAUCAACAAAGAAUUUUUGGCGAAAAAAUUGAAAGAAGUUCAUCCUUUUAAACCUCCAAAACCGCCUUUACCAUAUCCUAAUGCGCAGUAUUUUGAUGGGUAUGUUCCAAGUUGGUUAAAAUUAGAAAUUAAAAAGGAACGACUUAAAUGGGGAAGAAUUAAUGAUAUUGAAUCAAAAUAAAUUCGAUUGUAAUUAGUUUUAAAUUAUACAAAAAUAAAAAUGUUUAUGAGAAAUGGAAAA
Messenger RNA from Onthophagus taurus, 1298 nucleotides. RefSeq names its product mitochondrial ribosomal protein L38 (gene mRpL38). Gene Ontology annotation, cellular component: mitochondrial large ribosomal subunit. NCBI's taxonomy places the organism in Eukaryota, Metazoa, Arthropoda, Insecta, Coleoptera, Scarabaeidae. The record is from RefSeq and is a predicted model, not a curated record.